Molecule: messenger RNA, 2464 nt
Organism: Spinacia oleracea (spinach)
Lineage: Eukaryota; Viridiplantae; Streptophyta; Magnoliopsida; Caryophyllales; Amaranthaceae
Product: phosphoribosylaminoimidazole carboxylase, chloroplastic
Exons: 16
Coding region: 68-1951 (627 amino acids)
Biological process (GO): 'de novo' IMP biosynthetic process
Cellular component (GO): chloroplast
Molecular function (GO): ATP binding; phosphoribosylaminoimidazole carboxylase activity; metal ion binding
Source: RefSeq, a predicted model, not a curated record
AAUAUUGCGAGAAAUCGGUCUAUUACAGACGCAAAACGGAACAACAGGGAAAGCAAAGCAGGGAGAGAUGCUUCUUCAACGACAGGUUGCUCUCUGCUCACUGCCUACCUGCACAAAGCACGCUCCUUUCUUCUCAGGAAUUUCCAUGGCUUCUUCUUCUUCGUCUUCUUCCUCUGUUUCUUUCAAGUCAGAUUACACCAACAAACUCCCUUCAAUCUCUUGUCAAGCUUCCAUUCAAGAUUCUAAUUCUUCAAUAAAGAAUGAGAAUGUGUCUGUAUCUGUUCAUGGUGUGUCUGAAAAGAUUAUGGGCGUAUUGGGAGGCGGGCAGCUAGGUCGCAUGUUAUGCCAAGCUGCAUCAGAACUGGCCAUCAAAGUAGCUAUAUUGGACCCUUCAGAGAACUGCCCAGCUAGUUCUUUGUCACAUUAUCAUAUGGUUGGGAGCUUUGAUGACAGUGCCACAGUUGAGGAAUUUGCAAAAAGAUGUGGAGUUUUGACUGUGGAGAUUGAGCAUGUUGAUGUUGCCACACUUGAUAAGCUUGAAAAACAAGGAGUUGACUGCCAACCCAAAGCCUCUACCAUUAGAAUAAUUCAGGAUAAAUAUCUUCAAAAAUUACACUUUUCUCGACAUGGGAUCCCGUUGCCUGAGUUUAUGGAGAUAGAUAAUUAUGAAAGUGCUAAGAGGUCUGGAGAGCUAUUUGGUUAUCCACUUAUGAUUAAGAGCAAAAGGCUUGCCUAUGAUGGACGCGGUAAUGCUGUUGCUAAGUGUGAAGAUGAUCUUUCUUCUGCAGUCACUGCACUUGGAGGGUAUGAACGAGGUUUGUAUGUUGAGAAAUGGGCUCCAUUCGUAAAGGAAUUGGCUGUCAUUGUUGCUAGAGGAAGAGACAAUUCUGUCUUGUGCUAUCCUGUUGUUGAAACAAUACACAAGGAAAAUAUUUGUCACAUUGUUAAGGCUCCGGCUGUUGUACCAUGGAAAGUAAGAAAAUUAGCCACUGAUGUUGCACAUAAAGCUGUAAGCUCUUUGGAAGGAGCAGGUGUCUUUGCAGUAGAGUUGUUCUUGACAGAUUCUGGAGAGAUCCUUCUUAAUGAAGUAGCUCCAAGACCGCAUAACAGUGGACAUCAUACUAUUGAAUCUUGUUAUACCUCUCAGUAUGAGCAACACUUGAGAGCAGUUGUUGGUCUUCCACUCGGUGAUCCGUCUAUGAAGACGUCAGCUGCAGUCAUGUAUAACAUACUGGGAGAAGAUGAGGGGGAACCAGGUUUCUUUAUAGCUCAUGAUAUCAUGAGAAGAGCUCUAGCUUUGCCAGGGGCGUCUGUUCAUUGGUAUAACAAAUUAGAAAUGAAAAGGCAACGCAAGAUGGGUCACAUCACCAUUGUUGGCUCUUCUAUGGGCAUUGUGGAGGGACAUCUGAAAUCCUUGCUAAAAGAAGACAAGUCAGAUGUCUCUGUCCAAGUUGGAAUUGUUAUGGGAUCCGAUUCAGAUCUUCCUGUCAUGAAGGAAGCUUCCCGGAUCUUAAAUAUGUUUGCAGUGGCACAUGAGGUCAGAAUUGUGUCUGCACACAGAACCCCAGAUUUGAUGUUUUCAUACGCUACGUCUGCUUGUGAACGAGGUAUCCAAGUCAUCAUUGCUGGUGCUGGUGGUGCAGCACAUUUGCCAGGUAUGGUCGCAGCACUUACUCCACUGCCAGUCAUUGGUGUCCCUGUACGUGGUUCCUCGUUGGAUGGAAUGGAUUCCCUGUUAUCAAUUGUUCAGAUGCCUAGAGGAGUUCCUGUUGCAACAGUUGCGAUAAACAAUGCUACAAAUGCUGGACUCCUUGCAGUGAGGAUGUUGGGGGUUGCUGAUACAGAUUUGAAGUCUAGAAUGGCCCAGUAUCUCGAAGAUGCUAGAAACGAUGUGUUGGUAAAGGCUGAAAAGCUACACAAGGAUGGAUGGGAAUCAUAUUUGAACAAUUGAGAAAUGUUAUUUUUCUCAUUGUGAAAAGUUGAAAUUGUUGCACAUCAAUGACUUGACUCUGGGAUAAACCGAAAUUUCUUAUAUGCACUCAGGGUAUGCAGUGCGCCAAGGGGGUUCUUCCGAGUGCAUAUUACAUUCUUCCCUGAGGGAUAUAGAGUGAACGUGAAUGUGCAUUAUUAUUUAGUGUAGACGAGCGGGCUAGGAUGUCAUCGGAAGCUACUCAUAACCCGGCUUAACAACGGCUCUUCUUUACUGACCUCGACUCGAUGUUGGAGGACAUCUUAGAGGCAAGCUCUAAAGCUUGACUUUAUUUCUUGGUCUCAUGCCAAAAGAGAGGGUAAAUUUGCUGCUCGUUACCUUGCUAGAUUAGUGUCAUUCAGUAUAGAACAAAUAUGGAUCAAUCAUUGUCCUAGAGAAGUAUCUAAAGAGCCAUCUUUCAAGUUGUUGUAAGAGGCUUACAUAUUCGAUUAAUAUAACUGUGUUAAUUAUGUGCUGGAUUUUGUCUUAGUUUAA